Messenger RNA from Medioppia subpectinata, 490 nucleotides. NCBI's taxonomy places the organism in Eukaryota, Metazoa, Arthropoda, Arachnida, Sarcoptiformes, Oppiidae. The record is from the annotation of a GenBank genome assembly.
AAUACUAGCAUUAGUAAUCACAGACAAAAUAACCAUACCCAAAAUGGCCAAACAAUUGAUCGUGCUGUUCGCUCUGGUAGCCUAUGCCUCGGCUGGCAUGAAAAUAGGAAAUGGUGGAUUGGACUUGCUCAAAUUUUCCGAGGGCUGGAGAGCUGACUAUUACAUCGACCAGAUUGGCUUGAAAACAAUCGGCUACGGACAUGCAUGCGUGUGGCAUAACAACUGCAACGAUAUCGGUAAAACACCACUCACUCAGCAACAAGGUGUGGAUCUAUUGAAAAAGGAUCUGGUUGAAUAUGAAAACUGUGUUAACAACGCUGUGUCCGGACUCAACCAAAACCAAUUCGAUGCCAAAUCGGCCACAAAACCUUCCGACACUUUGAGCAAUUCAAGACCGGCCCCAUUGAUGCUACGCCCGGUGCAAAUGGACAUGUUCAUUAAUGCCAGCGCGAUAAACGUGAUGAUUUUUGCUCCCAUGUGUUUGUGUUAG